GCGAGCGGGGGAGGCGGCGCCGCGCCCGGCGCGAGCCCUGCCCGGGCGGCGGCCCCAGAGCGGCGGCAGCGGCGCCUCGGGCGCUCCCGCACGGCUCGGCCCGGAUCGGCUUCUCAUCCCAAAGCGACGGAGAAAAAGAGCUCGAUCCGUUUGUAUUAGUUGUUGAUUCUCGGCGGUGCGGGCAGCAUGGGGCUACCGGCGCUGGAAUUCAGUGAGUGCUGCCUGGACAGCCCGCAGUUCCGGGAGCGGCUCCGCUCGCACGAGGCCGAGCUGGAGAAGACCAACAAGUUCAUCAAGGAGCUCAUCAAGGACGGGAAGUCGCUCAUCGCCGCCCUCAAGAAUCUGUCGUCGGCCAAACGCAAGUUUGCAGAUUCCCUCAAUGAGUUUAAGUUCCGCUGCAUCGGCGAUGCUGAAACAGACGAUGAGAUCUGCAUAGCCAAGUCCCUGCAGGAGUUUGCCACGGUGCUGCGGAACCUGGAAGACGAGCGCAUGCGCAUGAUUGAGAAUGCCAGCGAGGUGCUGAUCACACCGCUGGAGAAGUUCCGCAAGGAGCAGAUCGGUGCUGCUAAGGAUGCCAAAAAGAAAUACGACAAGGAGACUGAGAAGUACUGUGGUGUCCUAGAGAAGCACUUAAACUUGUCUUCCAAGAAGAAGGAAUCCCAGCUCCAGGAGGCAGACAGCCAGGUAGACCUGGUUCGGCAGCAUUUCUACGAGGUCUCCCUGGAGUACGUCUUCAAGGUGCAAGAGGUCCAGGAGAGGAAGAUGUUUGAGUUUGUGGAGCCUCUGCUGGCCUUUCUGCAGGGGCUUUUCACCUUCUACCACCAUGGCUAUGAGCUUGCAAAGGACUUCAGUGACUUCAAGACAGAGCUGACCAUCAGCAUCCAGAAUACAAGGAAUCGCUUUGAAGGAACGAGGUCAGAGGUUGAAUCACUGAUGAAGAAGAUGAAAGAGAAUCCUCAUGAGCACAAAAACAUCAGUCCUUAUACCAUGGAGGGAUAUCUCUAUGUCCAGGAGAAACGUCACUUUGGGACCUCCUGGGUGAAGCAUUACUGCACGUACCAGCGGGAGUCCAAGCGGAUAACGAUGGUGCCAUUUGACCAGAAAUCUGGAGGAAAAGGGGGAGAAGAUGAAGCUGUUAUCCUGAAAUCUUGCACACGGCGGAAAACCGACUCCAUUGAGAAGAGGUUCUGCUUUGAUGUGGAAGCCGUGGAUCGGCCCGGUGUGAUCACCAUGCAGGCGCUUUCAGAGGAGGACAGAAGGCUUUGGAUGGAGGCAAUGGAUGGCCGGGAGCCGGUCUACAACUCGAACAAGGACAAUCAAAGCGAAGGCACUGCCCAGUUGGAUAAUAUUGGCUUCAGCAUUAUCAAGAAAUGCAUACAUGCUGUCGAAACAAGAGGGAUCAAUGAACAAGGACUCUACAGAAUUGUUGGAGUAAACUCUAGAGUUCAAAAACUGUUGAGUAUAUUAAUGGAUCCAAAAACUGCCACUGAAACAGAAACUGAGAUCUGUGCAGAAUGGGAGAUAAAGACCAUCACUAGUGCCCUGAAAACAUACCUGAGAAUGCUUCCGGGGCCGCUCAUGAUGUACCAAUUUCAAAGGAGCUUCAUCAAAGCAGCAAAACUGGAGAAUCAGGAAUCCAGGGUGUCAGAGAUCCACAGCCUCGUUCAUCGUCUCCCAGAGAAAAACAGACAAAUGCUGCACUUGCUCAUGAACCACUUGGCAAAAGUCGCAGAUAACCACAAGCAGAACCUGAUGACUGUUGCUAAUCUGGGUGUGGUAUUUGGGCCAACACUGCUUCGACCCCAGGAGGAAACAGUUGCUGCCAUUAUGGACAUCAAGUUUCAGAACAUUGUGAUUGAAAUUUUAAUAGAAAACCAUGAGAAGAUAUUUAACACUGUGCCGGAGACACUGCCGUCAAACUCACAGCUGCUGCUGUCCCGUAAGAAGAGCACGGACUCGAAGCCUCCGUCGUGCAGUGAGCGGCCGCUCACCCUAUUCCACACUGCGCAGCCCAAUGAGAAGCAGGAAAACAGAAACAGCAUCAUCAACUCCAGCCUGGAAUCCGUCAUCUCGUCCAAUAUGAACAGCUUCCUCAACUCCAACAGCGCACCCCAGUCCAACCUGAACACAAGUGAUCUCGAACUAGAAGUAAUUAAACCCAACAGGCCAAAUUCGCUGGUGCGUCCUGCACGUCUUGGUCUGAGCUGUGGGAUCAGCAGUGUGGGUCUGCUCUGAGCCUGCGGGCUGUGCUCCAGGCUGAGCCCUGCAUUGCUGCUUGAACUGCUUGACCCAUCUGGAGAUAACUGCAGCAAACACAAAGGACUAUUCUUCUGACUUAAAUCCUAUGACUGUUGUCAGUACUGUUGAUCUCUGGCCAAAUCUGUGCCAUUGCUUCUGCUAUUGCUUCCUUCAUCUGGAAAGUUCAAGGGAAAAAAUAGCGACCUCAGCAAUGACUCCCAGGGGACGGCCAAGUUAUUUGUGUAGUCCCCUGGACUUGACACAGCCUUGCACCACGGACGGCGCUGCCACGGGGAAUUUCCUUCCUGCCGUGGCCCUGCUGGGCCGGCGCAUUUUCCCACAGAACCUCCUCUCCUGCACACAUGAUGAUGUGCUCUGAGCCCUGCAGCCGUGGUCCCUCGAGCCCAGGCUGAUUCCCUGUGUCCGUGUAGGUCAGUGUGGGGCAGCCUUCCUGCCCUGUGUCCCCAUGCGGCCUGCAGUGCGGCUCUUUCUCACCCAGUCCUGCAACCAGGCCCUUAGGAGCCCGUGGUCAACACUUGGAUUCAGCUGGUUUCUCCUGGGUCCCCACAGAAAUGGCUUGGUGCCGCUGCUGGUGCCCAUGGUUGUGGCUGUCCUGCUGAUGUAGGAUGCAGCACUUGGGCAGCAGCAGCGUGUGGUGAAGGUAAGUGCAUGUGUGCAGAGCAGGGCUCUGGCCAUCACCCAUUGGUGUCACUUCCUUCCCACCACCUCUGCUGCCCCAAGCAGCCAGGCCUCGUACCAAGGCUGUGCAUUCCCCGGUCUUGGUGCUGCAGGUGUCCGCCGUGGGAUGCUGCACUGCAGAGUUGCAGCCACAGGUAGGACAGCACAGUGCUCAUCAGCACUGCUGGGUUUUAAAGUUUGCUGAGAUGCAUUCGUUCGUCCUUAAAUGUCUGCUUUUAACCUCAUUUGUCCCAUAAAAAUGUCAUUGCCAGAUUUCUUCCGCUGUGCUGUGGUAGCUGUAUGAAUUCAGAUUGUUUUGCUGCCUCUGCAGCUGGCUCCAUCCAGCCCACGGUGCUCAGCCCGACUCUGCACUGGGGGCAGCAGCAGGAGGUGUGGGUGGGAUGCUUGGGGUCAGAGCAGCCUGAAUGGUGCCAGUGUCCUGCAGUGCUGUCCUUUCUGCCCUGCUGUGCAAAUAACACCUGUACAAAGCCGGCCCUGUUCCUUUAAGCAGCGCAGUGGCUGGGGCUGUGCAGUAAUUCCCGUAUGCCCAUGGGCAAUGAGGUUGGUUGCUGUUAUCUGUUAGAGCUGUGAGAGUUUCCAUUGCUCUGCUGUAGUUACUGGAGCAGCGGUGCGGGUGUCGUGGCAGCAGGCAGGGUGUGUUGGUGCCUUGCUCUUGGUGCUCCUUCAGCUCCAUGCCAAACCCUCUGCCGGUCCUGUGAGACCCAUUGUGGAGCUCGUCUUCUUUUGGGAUUGGUGGGUUUGGUGCCAUUGAUUGCCUGGUCUCAGGCCCCUGGAUCAUGUGGGCAGUGUGACACAUGGUGACCCUGGUUUAUCCACUUCUGGUACGUUUUUGCUCACACGAGUUACAACUGGUAACAGCUGAUCUCAGUAGACUUGUUGGAGUAAAGUUGGUUGUGUCCCAAGGAGUGCAGUGGAGCUGUGAGGGGCCUGGAGCACACAUCCUAUGGGGAGCAGCUGAGGGAAUGGAAGUAUUUUCUAACCUGAAUGAUUCUGUGGUUUAGUGGUGAAGAAUUACACAUAUGAGGGAUUUCUUGGUUUGGUUUUGCUGCAGCGAGCCCUGAUACAUUCUGAGCUGGCCUUAAAACGUGGUGUUUAAUAACUGUGAGCGCUGUCUGUAGUGGUGGAGAUGCACGAGUGCAUCCCAAUGGUGAGCAGUGCCGUGCCCUCAGGCCGCUCUAUGCUCCUGCUCCUCACAUCUCAUGCAGAGCAGCCACACUCUCUGUGCCAUGGUGCCACAGCAGCCGAGGCUUUGCCUUCCUCAGUCCUGUUCCUCCAUCACCAGCCGAGAGGGAAAUAGUUCAGCUGUGGGAUGAAGGCUGUUCCUUCCCAGCCACCAAUCAGGGUUUUACUAUGGGAAUGCGCUGAUUUAUUAGGGCUGGGUUUAUUUUUAUGGAAGAAGCGCUCGGGGCGGGAGCUGUGCUGUGA
Molecule: messenger RNA, 4362 nt
Organism: Coturnix japonica (Japanese quail)
Lineage: Eukaryota; Metazoa; Chordata; Aves; Galliformes; Phasianidae
Source: RefSeq, a predicted model, not a curated record